Molecule: messenger RNA, 2078 nt
Organism: Sorex araneus (European shrew)
Lineage: Eukaryota; Metazoa; Chordata; Mammalia; Eulipotyphla; Soricidae
Gene: ACSM5
Product: acyl-CoA synthetase medium chain family member 5
Biological process (GO): fatty acid biosynthetic process; acyl-CoA metabolic process
Cellular component (GO): mitochondrial matrix
Molecular function (GO): fatty acid ligase activity; fatty-acyl-CoA synthase activity
Source: RefSeq, a predicted model, not a curated record
AUGAGACUCUGGCUGAGAGGCCUGGCCAGCCAGGCCCUGAAGAACGCCCGGGGACUCUGCGGGCCUCCGGGCCGGCCACCCCCUCCUGCUGUGUCUCGGGUCGUGGGCCCCUGGGAGGCCAUCAACCUGGGCACAAAGCCCGUGCCGGAGUACUUCAACUUUGCCAGCGACGUGCUGGACGCCUGGACUCAGCUGGAGAAGGCUGGACACCGGCCCCGGACGCCUGCGUUCUGGUGGGUGGACGGCCAGGGAGCGGAGGUCAAGUGGAGCUUCGAGGAGCUGGGGACGCAGUCCAGGAAGGCUGCCAACGUGCUGGGAGGCGUGUGUGGCCUUCGGCCCGGGGACAGGAUCAUGCUGGUGCUGCCAAGGGUCCCUGAGUGGUGGCUGCUCAGUGUGGCAUGCAUGCGGACAGGGCUUGUCAUCAUCCCAGGCAUCUCUCAGCUGACCGAGAAGGACCUCAAGUACCGGCUGCAGGCGUCCCAGGCCAAGGCCAUCGUCACCAGCGACUCCCUGGCCCCCCGGGUGGACGCCAUCAGCGCCGACUGCCCUUCGCUGAGUACCAAGCUGCUGGUGUCAGCCAGCGGCCGGCCGGGCUGGAGGAACUUCAGGGAACUGCUGCGGGAGGCCUCCGCGGAGCACGACUGCGUGAGGACCAAGAGCCGCGACCCCCUGGCCAUCUACUUCACAAGCGGCACGACCGGGUCCCCCAAGAUGGUUGAGCACUCCCAGGCCAGCUAUGGGCUGGGUUUUGUGGCCAGUGGAAGGCGGUGGGUGGCUUUGACGGAAGCAGACAUAUUCUGGAACACCACCGACACGGGCUGGGUGAAAGCCGCCUGGACCCUCUUCUCGGCCUGGCCUCAUGGGGCUUGCAUUUUUGUUCAUGAGCUGCCCCGAGUGGAUGCCAAAGUGAUCCUGGAGACUCUCUCCAGAUUCCCGAUUACCACCCUCUGCUGUGUGCCCACCCUCUUCCGGCUGCUCGUGCAGGAGGAUCUGAGCAGGUACCGGUUCCUGAGUCUGAGGCACUGUUUGACGGGGGGAGAAGCCCUCAACCCUGACGUUCGGCAGAAGUGGAAGAGCCAGACGGGGCUGGAGCUGCAUGAAGGCUACGGCCAAUCCGAAACAGUUUUGAUCUGCGCCAAUGCCAGGGGCACCCCAAUCAAGUCGGGCUCCAUGGGGACAGCGGCCCCACCCUACGACGUGCAGGUGGUGGACGACGAGGGCCACAUCCUGCCCCCAGGAGAGGAGGGCAACGUGGCCGUGCGCGUCCGGCCCACCCGGCCCUUCUGUUUCUUCAACUACUAUGUGGGCAACCCUGAGAAGACAGCAGAGUCAGAGCGAGGAGACUUCUACAUCACGGGGGACCGGGCCCACAAGGACGAGGAUGGAUACUUUUGGUUCCUGGGCAGGAAUGACGAUGUGAUCAACUCGUCCAGCUACCGGAUUGGGCCCGUGGAAGUGGAAAGCGCCCUGGCAGAGCACCCAGCAGUCCUGGAGUCGGCCGUGGUCAGCAGCCCCGACCCCGUCCGGGGAGAGGUCGUGAAGGCAUUCGUCGUCCUCUCUCCGGCCUUCUCCUCCCACGACCCAGAGAAGCUAACCCGGGAUCUGCAGGAGCAUGUGAAGAGGGUGACGGCGCCUUACAAGUACCCCAGGAAGGUGGCCUUUGUUUCAGAGCUACCAAAGACGGUUUCUGGAAAGAUCCAAAGGAGCAAGCUGAGAAACCAGGAGUGGGGGAGAUGAGAAGUGACCCCUACGAGGUCCCGCAGCCUGAGAAGCUUCUAAGAGCCCCCCCCCCGCCCCGAUUAGCCUGACUUCUGGCAGCAGCCCCUCAUCCCGCUGGUACCAGAGGCUGUCCGAUUCUUCUAGAAUCCCAGAGGGUUCGGGAAGGGGGCAGAGGGCACAGCCCGACCCAGGCUGGCAAAGGUUUGAUGGCUGAGUUGGGGUUCCCGCCCCCCACUUCACAUUUCAGGAGGCUUCCCCGGCAGUGGCCUGUGGGUCCUCCUGCUCCAGUGCUCUCUGCCAGGUCUCCUGUGACAGGGGACCUCAAUCACUGCCGUCGGGGCGUGGGGGGGGAGGGUGAC